Messenger RNA from Trypanosoma cruzi, 288 nucleotides. RefSeq lists its product as uncharacterized. Gene Ontology annotation, molecular function: zinc ion binding. Bases 1 to 288 code for a protein of 95 amino acids. The record is from RefSeq and is a predicted model, not a curated record. Lineage: Eukaryota; Euglenozoa; Kinetoplastea; Trypanosomatida; Trypanosomatidae. The transcript has a single exon.
AUGUCAACAACUUGUGGCUUUAAGGGCUGCUUGAACCAUGCGUACUUGGUGAUGCCAGUAUGUACCCACUGCGGGAAGCGCAUGUGCACGGCUCACUUGCUCCCAGAAGUGCACGGCUGCGGCGACGCCGUGAAGAAUGCAUCGCAGCGCCAGGCAACCGCGGAGGCGGCAGAGAUGCGGCGGCGGCGCAAGCACCUUGGCCUCGAUGACGUUAAGGCGCGGUUGGAUCGCCGCCGGGAAGAACUCGCGACACAACGAAAGAAAAAGUCAUCGAAAGGGAAACAAUGA